AACUGCUAAUUCUACAAUCAUACGUGUAAUACUUCCACUUGCCCUUCGAUAAUUUCAGAGUUUCAUUCGGAAACGCUUUCCAUUCCACCGCCGCUAUGCCGCCGUCCGGCGACGGAGCUGAUGUCUCUGCCGGUGGCCGCUGUACGUGCUCUUCCCUCGAUGACGAAAGCCUAAUCCAGAACUGCCAGCAUUGCCGGCGAUCGACUCUCCCUUCCUCUUCGUCAUCUUGCUCUUUGCUUAGCCUCGAAUCUUAUCCGGUUCAGGAUUACGACAAGCUUUGGAGAAUCUUUAGUGCUUCCGUUAAAGGAUUCACUAUUGGCGCUGGCCUAAAAGGUGGCCUCGCUAUCUUUGCUGUUCUCUCUCGGCUACGACGUAGAAAAUCGAUGUCCUCCGCGAAGAAAGGGCAAAUGGUCUCGAGCAGGGAUGAUGUAAUUUUGGCACUAAAGGAAACUCUAAGAUAUGGUCUGUUCCUUGGCACUUUCUCUGGUACAUUUGUAUCAGUUGAUGAAAUUGUAUCCGCUUGGGGAGGUCAUCGAAGGAUAGCUAAGUGGAGAGCAUUGCUAGCGGGUGCAGUUGCAGGGCCAUCGUUGCUUCUUACUGGUAGCACACAGCACACGAGCUUGGCGGUUUACAUUCUUGUGCGUGCGGCUGUGUUGGCAUCCCGUUGUGGAAUAAAAAGUAAGCGGUUUGGGCGCAUAUGCAAGCCUUUAACUUGGGCUCACGGAGACAUUUUUCUUAUGUGUCUAUCCUCUUCACAGAUCCUGUCCGCUUAUAUAUUGAAGCAAGAUAGUCUGCAUCCAUCUUACAAAUCCUUUCUCAACAAACAUGGUGGCAAAGCUUUGGUUAUCCUGCAGGGUGUGAAAGAUCUGGCAUGUGGGAACUCUGUAAUGAAUUUGGAAGCAAUAGAGAAUCAUUACAAGUCCAAUGGUAUUGACAUUAAACUGGAUCCGCAAAUGAAAGUGCCCUGCUCGAUAGUACAUGAGAAUCAAGGAUGUGGUGCACAUUUCAUUUCAUUUCUAAUUCAAGCCUACAAGAGAGCUCUUCCAGUUUACCUUCCAGUUUAUUUAGUUCCUGCACUCAUUGUACAUCGUCAAGGCAUCUUGAAAAGACCUAACACAAUUUUGGCGAAGAGUCUCCUCGGUACAGCAAGGUCUAGUCUAUUUCUCUCCAUGUAUUGUUCAUCUGCCUGGUUAUGGACAUGUUUUCUCUUCAGGCUGUUCAAGAGGUGUAACAUCCCCAUGGUGGCACUGGGAACGUUCCCUACUGGUCUGGCCCUGGCAAUUGAGAAGAAAAGCAGAAGGAUAGAGAUUUCACUCUAUUGCCUUGCUCGGGCACUUGAGAGUUUCGUCACGUGCAUGGCUGAUGUUGGUUAUUUGCCUCAGUCUGAAAAAUUAAAGAGAGGUGAUGUCGUGAUCUUUAGCAUGGCAACUGCAAUUAUCAUGCAUUGUUAUGCUAUGGAGAGGGAUGUCUUCAAAUCCAAGUACUUGAAUGUUCUUGAUUGGGUGUUUGGUGUGCCUCUUCCCCCCUAUGACACCACUCCUCGCAAGAAAUGCCGUUCCUCAUCAAUAUAGCACAGAUGAUGGAUUAUUCUUUUCCCCGCAAGAGAUAAUUGUACACAAUGCAUGUCACAAAAAAAUAAUUUAACUUUGUACACCACAAUUGUCACAGAACUAAUCUACUUUGAUACAAAUAUAGAAUGAACUAUGGUCUGUUUAGUUGGAA
This is a messenger RNA of Solanum stenotomum, 1722 nucleotides long. RefSeq lists its product as uncharacterized. The record is from RefSeq and is a predicted model, not a curated record. The transcript has 8 exons. Bases 96 to 1571 code for a protein of 491 amino acids. NCBI's taxonomy places the organism in Eukaryota, Viridiplantae, Streptophyta, Magnoliopsida, Solanales, Solanaceae.